Messenger RNA from Neopelma chrysocephalum (saffron-crested tyrant-manakin), 289 nucleotides. Its product is annotated as transcription activator BRG1-like. Lineage: Eukaryota; Metazoa; Chordata; Aves; Passeriformes; Pipridae. Gene Ontology annotation, cellular component: nucleus. The transcript is spliced from 2 exons. Gene Ontology annotation, biological process: positive regulation of transcription by RNA polymerase II. The annotation marks the transcript as partial. Gene Ontology annotation, molecular function: ATP-dependent activity, acting on DNA; DNA binding; transcription factor binding. The record is from RefSeq and is a predicted model, not a curated record.
GCCCGGUCUGGGUGGGUUUCUGACCCCAUUUCUCUUCCCCCACUCCAGGAAUCCUUCUCCGAGCACUUGGGCUUCACGGGCGGGAUCGUGCAGGGGCUGGAUCUGUACCGCGCCUCCGGGAAGUUCGAGCUGCUGGACCGGAUCCUGCCCAAGCUCCGGGCCACCAACCACAAGGUGCUGCUCUUCUGCCAGAUGACCUCCCUCAUGACCAUCAUGGAGGAUUAUUUCGCCUACAGAGGCUUCAAAUACCUCAGGCUGGACGGUGGGUGACCCUCAGGGGGAUGGGUGG